AUGACAUGUACAACGAGAAGACUAUCGUUUAGAAGGAAGAGGUACUUUAGUAUAGGCCAGAUACGUUUGUUCGUUUCUAUGAGUUCUCGAGAUAGGCCGACGGUAGCACAUUGUGAUCAGAAUUUCGUGCGACAGUGCUUCUGGGCAAGUCGCCAGGCAGUCGUAGCUCGCAGAUUCACAGCCGUACAUGUGACAAGGUAUUGUCAUUCAUUCCCCGCAGAGUGUCUAAGAGGUAGAUUACACAUGUUGUAG
Molecule: messenger RNA, 252 nt
Organism: Bipolaris victoriae FI3
Lineage: Eukaryota; Fungi; Ascomycota; Dothideomycetes; Pleosporales; Pleosporaceae
Exons: 1
Coding region: 1-252 (83 amino acids)
Source: RefSeq, a predicted model, not a curated record